Chara braunii is the source of this 2585-nucleotide messenger RNA. Lineage: Eukaryota; Viridiplantae; Streptophyta; Charophyceae; Charales; Characeae. The record is from the annotation of a GenBank genome assembly.
CCGGGAGAAGCAGGCAAGGGACCAGGGGACCAAGGAAGGCAGAAGUAAGGAUAGGACAAGCCCCCGAAACGCGGAAGCAGCCAUGCCUAAGAAAGUAAGGGUCACGGAUACGAGGCCCAGACUAGCCGAGAUAGACAAGAGGACCGCGGAAUACAAGGCAAAAUUGAUUGAGGAAAUGAUGACUGGGAACGAGGAAGGUCCUCUGCAGGAGGAGCACUGGGACGAACGGAGAGCCAGCCAAGGUGGGACUGGACAAGGGGAUAAAGGUAGUGACCGUGGGGGAACGUCGAGCAAGAGAUGGAAAGAGAGAGAGAACUCUCCGGGGAUGGAAGCAGAAAAGGCUACGACUCCGCCAGCCAUGGAUAGUAGGGCUAGCCGCCUGCCGAUCACGCCAGCAGUAGCGCGAGGAUGCGAAGGACUUUGGAGCCUUAGGGAAAGAGUGUUGGGAUGGUUUGACCCGGAAGGAACUAUGAAAGUCAGGAAGGGACAGAAGGCCGGCAAGGAAAGUCCGGAUAACAGUGUGGCAGGCGAGGUCAGCAGCUCCGAGGGUGGCCUUAAGAAGAUAGUGUCGUCCCUCGCGCGAGCACUAAACAAAAAUCAAGGCUAUCUGGCAGACGCCAAGAAAAAGCUGACUUUCGAUGGAGCAAACAUCACGGAGUUCCUUAUCGACUACGAGAACCUAGCUGCGUUACUAAAAUGGACCGAGGAGGAAAAGUUGGACCAUCUAGGACAGCAUGUGUCGUUAAGCCUAGGACGGGACAUAAUGAUCAUUGUAGCCGCAAGCCGGUCUUGGAAGGAGACCCGGGAUGUGAUGAUGAGGAAGUACCUAGCGGCACAGAAAAUGGCAACGGAGGCCGACCUAGCGGCAGUUCAGAGGAAGAACUUCGCAACGUACAAUGAUUUCCUAUGGGAGUUUACUCUGGUAGCACUAAGGAUCCCCGGGGUCACGGACCGGAUAAUGAGCAAAUAUUUCCUCAGGCAGUUCUCCGAGUUCGACAAAGACAAGAUCUUGUCAGCUUACCAACAGACGAGCAAGUUUGUAAACACGCGGGAUGUAAAUUUUAGCACGGUAAUGGAUCUGGCUGAGAAAACGGUAGUAACGGAGACGUUGGCCUUGCUCAAGGAAGGAGAGGUCAUAGAUCUGACCAGUAGGAUGGGUGACAAGGUAAAAAAGGGGAUUGAAAGUCUACAUGAACGGGUGCACGGGGUCGACAAUAAGAUUGAAAGGAUGGAAGACGCGCUACUGGUUAUGCAGGCGCAAGUAUCUCGACCUGCCCUCCCUCCCCAGGAAGCUGUGGUCCCGCCAGGUGUGGCAAACCGGGGAUUCGGACGGAGAGAUCCUGCUAACGAGCAAUGCAAGUACUACACCGCGAUAGGACAUUAUGUGCGUGCAUGUCCAAAGCUCAACCAUGAUAUUCUGAAAAGAAGGUGUACCAGGGUGAACGCAACCACUCGACUGGGGACGACCGGGAGAAGGAUUAACCGUGACACCAUUAUGGAGGAGGUCGCUGGAAGCUCCGAACCCCAAGCAGAGCCUGAGGCCGAGGAGCCAGAGAAAGUCUAUGGGAAGCCUAAGGAAGAGGAGCCUGCGGACAAGGCUACCGCCGCUAAGAAGAAGUUUAGGUAUCAAAUCCCGAUCUUGACCUUGAAUGAGCUCAACGACACUAUUAGCAAGUUACUAGGAACCAUGGUGUCGGUGUCUUUUCAGACCAUGCUACAGGCUAACCCUAGGUUGCUCAAGGAGCUCAGACAACUGUUGACUCGGAGGCGAGUAGAAAUAGGCAACAACCCCGAAUUACCAGAAGGGGAGAGGGAGGAGGAAGCUCCGCAAGAAAUGGCUAACCUUCAGAGGAGUCACGGGGACUUGGAGGAUCUCGAAAAGGCCUUUGCAAACAUUCGUUUGAGCUUGCCCGACCGAGAGGGCGGCGAAGUCAUGAGAUCACCACCCGGGACGAAGCUUAGCUUUCAUGCGCUACCCGUAGGGAAAUUGAAAAUCCAGAUCGGGAGUUAUCACACCGAUGCAUUAGUAGACGGGGGAGCAGAAAUCACUCUCAUAAGGAGAGAUUUCGCAACGAUCACGGGAUGUACAGUAAACAAGGAAGUAACAGGGAGCAUCCGGGGAGCUGGCGGGGAAAUCCCGUUCGCUGGGUACGUCACGAAGUGUGCUGUGAAGGGAGGGGUCAGAGAAUCGAUCUGGUCGUUUCAGCGGAUGACCGUGAUGGAGGAAAUGGACCACGACAUAAUCCUCGGGAGACCGUGGUGCACGAACGUAGAGAUGAUAGGCAUGCACUUGCACGAUGGCUCGUACAUGGUAGACAUAGAGGACCUUGUGACCGGCCGGGGAGAGCUUCUCCGACUCCUUGGAACGGGAGGAGACCCCCCAAAGGGGAAAUUGGCAACAUGGUCGCCGUCGUUCGAGGAUAGCACGCGAAAAGAGGCUUUCGCACGGAUAAAGGGUAUGAGGGAAAGGGUAGAAAUCAUAAUUGAGGAAGCAUUCAACAAGAAGGAAUGAAUCAAGAUGGGCCUGCCCCAGAGGAAGAGGAGGCAGGAGGAUGAAGUCCUAGGUGUUAUGGUAGCGGAAAAGG